UUGAAAUUUGAGUUGUCAAAACUACUGUUCUUUAUACAGAAAGAUGAAAAUUGUCUAGAAAAGAAAUAGCAAAUCAAGAGAAGAUUCCUCCAUAAAAUGGCAAAUAUUGAAGAGGUGUUGAAGCUACUAUGCAGUCAUGUCAAACUCGAAAGAGAUCGCGGGAUUUCUUCGUUAGAAAAACUGCUUUCUGAAAAAGAAGGCUUGAAAAACAACCCCGAAUUAAUAUCUUCGUUCUCAAAUUCACUGACAUCUUUAGUCCAAUCUGCUGAUAAAAACUGGGAAAUAAGACAUGGUGGACUCCUUGGGGCAAAGAUUGUUAUUCUGGCAAAAAUUGUGGACGAAGAAUUCCUUGAAAAUAUGAAAAAGAAUGCUUUAAUUUUGAUCCAUGAUGAGGAAUUUCGUGUGAGAAUUUUGGCUGGUGAAGUACUUGGUGCUCUUUGCCAAGUUCAAGGAACAAAAGUUUACAUUGGCUGUAAAGAGGAAGUUCUUUCAAGUGUGUCAAACAACUUGGAAAGACAAAUACAUGUACCAGAUGAGCCAUCAGUUACAGAUCAACUUCAGAAGAAAAUGAACGGAAAUCAACCUGAAAUGAAAACUGAGGCCAACAAACCAGCAGAUGCUGCCAAGAUAUUCCAUGAUACUGCUGGAUGGAAGAAUCUAGAGACUAGCAUGAGGUGUCUUCAGUCAUUGAUAGAGGGAUGUGGUGAAGCCUUCAAUGAACAUAUUUCACAGACUCUCCUUGAUCUUAUAUUCCAAGCACUAAGCCACACCAACAGAUUUGUCCGAGAAACUGGUUACCAAGUUUGUGGAUCUCUGGUCAGUCUGGGAAGACCACAAGAUGAAAGUCUUGCAGCUACUAAAAGCAGCAUUUCUAUCGAAAACAAUGCAAUUGUGCAACAUGGGGAUCAGUUUAGCAGCUACCUUCAAAAGGGCCUGGCUGAUAACUGGAGUCAGGUUCGCAUGGCAGCAUCAGUAGCAACAAGGCAGUUUCUCCAAACUCUACCUCCUCAAGCAAGAGAAAGAUUUUAUCCUAAAAUACUACCAGCAAUGUGCUUGAAUAGGUAUUAUGUUGCUGAAGGUGUAAGAAUAUAUUCCCAGCAAACCUGGAAAAUGGUCAUGGGUACUGAAGGCAAGCAGUUGGUAGAGAAAUACAUCAAAGAAACGGUUGAUUUUUACAUAAAUCAAACUAAAGCUGAUAACCACGCUGUGCGAGAAGCUGCAUGCUCGUGUAUUGCUGAACUAGGAAUUAAGGUCAACCCUGAUUGUACUAGGACAUAUGUGAAGGACCUUCUGGACGCCCUGAUCGUUUGCUUCAAAGAUGACAGCUGGCCUGUCAGAGAUGCUGCUUGUGUUGCAUGUGGUAACUUCAUUCUGUGCUUUCCCGAAAAGUGCAAAUCCCACAUGGAAGAACUCUACCCACUGUUUUUUACCAAUCUUGAAGAUAAUAUCCCUUCAGUGCGACAAGGAGCAGCAAUAUCCCUUGCAAACGUCGUUAAAGCAUAUGGUAAAGAAGAAACGGCCGUUGUAUUCCAGAAAGUAAAGAGCGGGCUAAAAGAAGUAGAAACUCAGAAAGAAAACACUGAAAAGUACUCUGGUCUAGAGAAGGGUCCAGCCACGUUCGGCGUGGUAAAGAAAUUAAGAGACAACGACAUGGAACUACAUACUAACAAACAGAUGUAUUCGUGUGGUUCUUUGGCCCCAAAAAUGGGACGAGGAGGAGGAUGCAUGGAUCACUUAUUUAAGAGACCACCGGAGCCAUGGGAAAUAACCGAUGGGUGUAUAUGUCUGGUGGUGGAACUGGCUGACAAUGCAAAGAACCACAAAGAAGUAGUGGAAGUGUUACCUCUGAUAGCUAAAGCCGCUGGAUACAGACAUUAUACUCAGCACCCAUAUUUACUAGAGACUGUAUGUAAGCAGUUACCAGUCCUCGCUAAAAGGCUCGGCAAGAGGAUGUUCAAGCAGUACUUGGAAUUAUUUUUCGAAUCGAUAUUCUACAGUGUUACCAGCGACAACAAUUUGACGUCGGUUGCUGCGAGUGAAUGUCUUUCACUGCUUGGUCAACUUCUUGGUCCCUCCAUAUUGAGAGGACGCGUAGAAAUAUACAAUCCAAG
Molecule: messenger RNA, 2111 nt
Organism: Actinia tenebrosa (Australian red waratah sea anemone)
Lineage: Eukaryota; Metazoa; Cnidaria; Anthozoa; Actiniaria; Actiniidae
Source: RefSeq, a predicted model, not a curated record